Messenger RNA from Anopheles aquasalis, 1779 nucleotides. RefSeq names its product coagulation factor IX-like. The record is from RefSeq and is a predicted model, not a curated record. Gene Ontology annotation, molecular function: serine-type endopeptidase activity. NCBI's taxonomy places the organism in Eukaryota, Metazoa, Arthropoda, Insecta, Diptera, Culicidae. Gene Ontology annotation, biological process: proteolysis.
AUGGCUUACAAGUUCCGACAAAUGAUGUGUCCUUGCGGCAUUGUGCACCUAGUGUCUAUUUUGGCUUAUCUGCAUCCGGUCAUCGCGAUCGUCGGUGGUAAAGACGCAGUUAAGGGUGCUUAUCCUCACAUGGCACUGCUCGGCCGACUCGCAUCUGAGGAUACACAUAGUGCUUACGAAUGGUUUUGUGGUGGUUCCCUCAUCUCGGAUCGGUUCGUCCUUACGGCAGCUCACUGUGCAUGCAACAAAAUGAAGAACGCCCCAACGAUCGUGCGCUUGGGAGAACACAAUCUGAAGGAUAGCCAGUCGGCAAGCCGCCAGGACUUUGGUGUCCAGAGGAUCGUACAUCACCCCAACUUCCAGCACGCCUACAACGAUAUCUCUCUGAUUGAGUUGAGUGCACGAGUUAUCUUCAACCAAUUCAUUCAACCCGCUUGCCUGUGGUCGAGCAAUGAGGACCCAGUGCAUCCGUUAGUCGCUACGGGAUGGGGAAGCAUGGGAUAUUAUGGUGAACAGGCAACAGUCCUGCAACAUGUACAAAUUCCACUUGUCGCGAACGGACCCUGCAAUCAAAAAAUAGUUCGAAAUCGCCGCCUACGAUACGGUAUUCUGGGAAUGCAAAUGUGUGCCGGUGAUGUGAACGGUGGAAAGGACACUUGUGCAGGAGAUUCUGGUGGCCCUCUUCAAGUUCUCGUACCGGUAGCCGAUCAUAAAAGUGGUCGGUGCUCUAGUUCCUACUAUGUAGUUGGCAUUACUUCCAAUGGUAUGAUUUGUGGUGCAGCCGAUCGCCCCGGUAUUUAUUCGCGAGUUUCUUCCUAUGUACCAUGGAUUAAUCAAAUUCUAGAUUCUGUCCGUGGUUGUUGUGCGAAGAAAAACAUGAAAUCCAAAUUACGAAUAGACAAGGUCGCACGCCUUGUAGUGCAUUGCGUGUUGAUGUUUGUGGUGACUCAUAUACAUCCGGUCAUCGCGAUCGUCGGCGGGGAGGAUGCGGUCAAAGGAGAAUACCCUCACAUGGCACUGCUCGGUCGACCAUCGACUGGAGACUCCGACGGUUCUGGUGACCUUGCCAUUGAAUGGUUCUGUGGUGGUUCCCUCAUCUCGAAUCGGUUCGUCCUUACGGCGGCUCACUGUGCAUACAACAAAAUGCAGAACCCUCCAACGAUCGUGCGCUUGGGAGAACACAAUCUGAAGGAUAGCCAAUCGCCAAGCCGCCAGGACUUUGGUGUCCAGAGGAUCGUACAUCACCCCAACUUCCAGCACGCCUACAACGAUAUCUCUCUGAUAGAGUUGAGUGCACGAGUUAUCUUCAACCAAUUCAUUCAACCCGCUUGCCUGUGGUCGAGCAAUGAGGACCCAGUUCAUCCGUUAGUCGCUACGGGAUGGGGAAGCAUGGGAUAUUAUGGUGAACAAGCAACAUUCCUGCAACAUGUACAAAUUCCUCUUGUCGCGAAUGGAGUCUGCAACCAAAGAAUAUUCCCGAGCCGUCGCCUACGAUACGGUAUUCUGGGAAUGCAAAUGUGUGCCGGUGAUGUGAACGGUGGAAAGGACACUUGUGCAGGAGAUUCUGGUGGCCCUCUUCAAGUUCUUGUACCGGAAGCCGAUCGGAGAAGCGGAAAGUGCUCCAGUUUUUACUAUGUUGUUGGUGUAACAUCGAAUGGCAUGAUAUGCGGCACGGUAAAUCAACCUGGCAUAUACUCACGAGUUUCCUGUUACAUACCAUGGAUUACUCAAAUACUCAGUAGCGACCGCGGUGAUAAGCUUGUGUUCGGCGAUGCAUGA